AUGAAUCUCAACCAUUCUGCUUCUGAAAAGUUGUGUGAGUAUUCUGUUUUAGGGUUGACGUGGUGUUAUUGCCCUAAUCGAAACUGCUCUGCUUUAAUUUUGGAUGAAUGCGGUGGCUUUGCGACGCGAUCAAAGUGCCCAAGUUGCAAGAAAUUAUUUUGCUUCCAGUGCAAGCUUCCAUGGCAUGCUGGAUUUCAAUGUGAGCAGAGUGGGGCAUUGAGGGAUAAAAACGAUGUCGCUUUUAGUAAACUUGCUGAGGGUGAAAAAUGGCAGAGGUGUCCUAAGUGUCGCUCUUUUGUUCAACUUAGUGAAGGUUGCCGUCAUAUCACUUGCAGGUGUCAAGCCAAUUUUUGUUACGAUUGCGGAAUGCUAUUCGAUAAAUCCCAUGGCUUGUGUGCUUGUGAUUCUCAGUUAAUUACCUUCAACCGUAUUAUUGACUUGCGAUUUGGUAACUGGAGAUUUUUGUUCUGACUGAUUUUGGGCCAAUUUUAUAAUUGUAGUGAAGUGUUUGAGUUUUUUUUUUUUAAACUACUUUUUCUAUGAUCAAAGGAAUGAUCGUUUUAGGUUUUCUUCUUAUAAUAUGAUUGUAAUUUGUAGGAGUACUAUUUUCCCCAAAAUUUUCUUUCACGUAUGACUUUUGCAGUUAUCCAUCUUUUUCAAAAUCAGCUGAGCUUUAUUGGAAUCGGAAUAUCAUAAAAGGUUAACAAUUUCUUUUGUUUAUUUAUAAGUUAUUCUUAAUCCCUCUAUUCACUUCUAUUUAUUACUCAGAAAGGAACUUUUAAAUUUUUACU
Messenger RNA from Solanum lycopersicum (tomato), 791 nucleotides. The record is from RefSeq and is a predicted model, not a curated record. Lineage: Eukaryota; Viridiplantae; Streptophyta; Magnoliopsida; Solanales; Solanaceae.